Messenger RNA from Polistes dominula (European paper wasp), 1343 nucleotides. RefSeq names its product Ribosomal RNA Processing 5 (gene Rrp5). Gene Ontology annotation, molecular function: RNA binding; protein binding. Gene Ontology annotation, cellular component: small-subunit processome; nucleus; nucleolus. Gene Ontology annotation, biological process: rRNA processing. The record is from RefSeq and is a predicted model, not a curated record. Lineage: Eukaryota; Metazoa; Arthropoda; Insecta; Hymenoptera; Vespidae.
UGUGUCGAUCAGACGAACUAAAGUCUCUGGGAUCACUGCGAAAGAAUCAAUUAAAGAUAUUCUUGUCUGAUCAGUAUAAUCGAACACGUGCUAUUCGGUAAAAAUUGUAAACGUUUAUAUUCGUUGAUUAACAAUGAAUGGCAUUAUGAAAUCGAAUAAAAAAACACCCCUACGAAAAAGAAAACUCGAAAAGAAAUCUGAUACGUGUAAAAGUAAAAAAUUAAAAAAGAAAAAUCGAAAUCCUAUUGAUAUGAAUAAAACUGAGGAAGUGAAUGAAAAUACACUUAGUUUACCUCAAUGUGGUUUUUACUGGGAUUCACUGUCAGACUUAAAAUUAAAAGCAGAUAUUGAAACAUCUAGCGACAGCGAGGACGACACAGAGAAACAAAAAACAUCAAAAGUGAAAAAAUUAAAUGCUGCCCAGCGUAGGGAACAAGAACGACAAAAGGAACGUGAAAUAAGAGCACGUGAGGAAGCUUUAGCAAGCAAUCAAAUGCCUAAUUCAGUUGAUCAGUUUGAUAGAUUAGUAUUAGCAAGUCCAGAUAGCUCGUUGGUUUGGUUGCAAUAUAUGGCUUAUCAUUUGCAAGCAACAGAAGUCGAAAAAGCAAGAGCUGUUGCUAAAAGAGCUAUUAAAACAAUUAAUUUUAGGGAAGAAAAUGAGAAAUUAAAUGUAUGGAAUGCAUGGUUGAAUUUAGAAUCCAAGUUUGGUACAUCUGAAACUCUCAAUGACGUUUUCCAAGAAGCUGUAAAAAGCAACGAUGCUUUGAAAAUUUAUACGCACAUGUUAACGGUACAUGUUGAAUCAAAACGUCAAUUUGAAUUACAAAAAUUAGUUAAUACUUUUAUAGUAAAAUUUAAACAAAAUCCACAAGUAUGGGUGGAAUGCGGCAGUGCAUUAUUAAAACUUGGUUUGAAAGAUAAGUCUAGACAAAUAAUGCAACGAGCAUUACAAUCUUUACAGCCUUCGGAACAUGUCAACAUUAUGGUACGUUUUGCGAAUCUUGAAAAUCAAUUUGGAGACAAGGAAAGAUCGCAAACGUUGUUCGAGCAAAUUUUAAGCUCAUAUCCCAAACGCGUAGACAUAUGGUCAUCAUAUGUAGAUUCGUUGGUAAAGUCAGGAGAAAUUUUAAUUGCAAGGAAAGUUUUAGAAAGGGCAAUCGUCCAAAAAUUACCACCUAAAAAAAUGAAAACACUUUUUAAGAAAUUUAUUUCCUUCGAAGAAAAACAUGGCACCUCAGAAGACGUGCAGCGUGUACAACGUAUUGCUACAGAAUAUAUAGAAAAUCAAUGUAAUGAACGUAUAAAUUAAUUAUUAUAAGUUUAUAAUAUUAUUCUAAUAUAAU